AUGGCGGGACUCGGCAUUCCGGUCAAGCUGCUGCACGAGGGCAUCGGCCACACUGUCACAUGUGAGCUGAAGACAGGAGAGAUGUACCGUGGACACUUGAUGAACUGUGAGGACAACAUGAAUGCGAUGUUGGAGGGUGUGACCGUAACAGGCCGGGAUGGCAAGGUGACCAACCUCGAGCAGGUCUACCUCCGGGGCUCCCAGAUCCGAUAUUUCAUCCUUCCAGACAUGCUUCGGCAUGCACCAAUGUUCAAGAAGAAGGGCCGCGGCGCCGGCCGUGGCGUCUACGGCCCGGGCAAGGGCCGCGGCAAGGGCUUGGCGGCCCGCGCACGCACGGCCGCGGCAGCAACCAGGAAGUGA
Molecule: messenger RNA, 360 nt
Organism: Symbiodinium sp. CCMP2592
Lineage: Eukaryota; Dinophyceae; Suessiales; Symbiodiniaceae
Source: the annotation of a GenBank genome assembly